Messenger RNA from Cydia fagiglandana, 2425 nucleotides. RefSeq names its product sesquipedalian-1 (gene IPIP). The record is from RefSeq and is a predicted model, not a curated record. The transcript is spliced from 5 exons. Gene Ontology annotation, cellular component: recycling endosome; early endosome; trans-Golgi network. NCBI's taxonomy places the organism in Eukaryota, Metazoa, Arthropoda, Insecta, Lepidoptera, Tortricidae. The coding region runs from base 209 to 895 and encodes 228 amino acids. Gene Ontology annotation, biological process: receptor recycling; retrograde transport, endosome to Golgi; endosome organization.
UUGCUACGUAAACGCAAUUUGGCUAAUGUUUUUCCUUAAAAAAAACUUUAUUAUCAACAUUACCGACUAUUGUAACUAUAUAAACUAACCGCUGGAACAACCGUGCACGAAAAAUAUUACAAAUGACGUAUUUGCAUAAUUAAAUCGCUCGAAAGCGGUACCGUGCGCGUAAAAGCGUGUCCUAUACGAUCAGCAUAACUACGUGAAAAUGAAAAUUAACGAGAAGAAUUUGUGUGCGUUCGCAUCGUCGGCGACGCCGGUGGACCGGGAGGGCUGGCUGGAUAUGCGGGAGGCGGGCAAGAGCUACACGCGCCGCUGGUUCACGUUGAAAGGGAAUCUGUUGUUUUACUUCGAUAAGAAGGGGGAUAAGGAGCCAGCGGGCGUUAUUGUGCUGGAAGGAUGCACUAUUGAGCUAACAGAAGAAGAGGAAGCCUACAGCUUCAAGAUCGUCUUCCAGUGCGAGGGUGGACGGACAUUCUACCUGUGCACCAACUCGCAGGCCUCCAUGGAGGCGUGGAUGAAAGCUCUAGCCUGUGCCAGCUAUGACUACAUGAAGCUCAUGGUAGCGGAGCUGCAGAGGCAGCUGGAUGAAGCUGAAGCGGAGGCAGCGGCAGAGGCCGCAGCGUUAGUGACUACACCGACUGAAGAGCCGCGCGCGCCGCCGCGGGGACAGAGAUACAAUCCCUUCAAUAAACUGCCAGAGAAUGAGCCCAAGGCCGUACCGGGCAGCCGGCACCAUAAAGAGAACCUGCGACCAGACAUUUCUCGCAAGAAGGUCCCUUUCCGCGACAUCCACACCGCUUUCGGCCGCAAGAUCCUCUUAGACCGUAGCGAGUGGCGCGCCACGCUCGCUAAGCGGCAGAAGGUUGUGGAAUCACCGCUUAUACAGCUAUAAUAUCGCACAAAAUGGAAGUUACAAUAUUAUCAUUCGUCUGCGAUUUUAAUAAAGAGUGAAGACGCUGUUACGAGUAAACUUCGAGUAUUCGCUACGACAUUCACAUCGCCUUCGGCCGCAAGAUCCUCUUAGACCGUAGCGAGUGGCGCGCCACGCUCGCUAAGCGGCAGAAGGUUGUGGAAUCACCACUAAUACAGCUGUAAUAUAGCGAAUGGAAAGUUGAAAGAGCAUUCGUCUGCAGUUUUGAUCAAGAGCGAAAAUACACUAUUGAACUUCUAGACCCUCACGGUUAGACAUUCACCUUCUUGGGCGCAAGAUGCUCGCGGAACGCGGCGAGUGGCACACCAGCCGAGUGACAAAAAACCGGGCAAGUACGAUUCGGACUCGCCCUCCGUGGGUUCCGUACUUUUUAGUAUUUGUUGUUAUAGCGGCAACGAUUCAUGAGAUACAGCGUGGCGACAGACAGACGGAUAGUGGAGUCUUAGUAAUAGGGUCCCGUUUUUUACCCUUUGGGUACGGAAUCCAAAAAACGGUAGAAUCACCCCUAAAAGUGACAGAAGCUUGUAACAUAAUCGCUUACACAGUUACAAUUAUAAGAAGCGAUAGAGAGCUGUUGAAUCGUCACAUAUACGUGAGAAGCAAGUGUGUGAUCAGGAUCACAGCAUACACACAACACACACACACGUUACAGGAUACAGUUGUAAGAAGCGACGCUUCACCACUUAUAAUAUACAGACAAUAAGAUUUGUCGCACAAUAAAGGUUCUGUUUAGCGACCUUCCGUCAAGUUCCGUCGUGGUCGGAACCUUUUACACAAAUACUAGAUCGAAUUUAUGUAUCUCACGAUUUCACAAUCAAGUAAACGUUUUGAUUCACCGCCUGCACUUUAGCUAUAAUUAGACUAAUAUGUAAUAGGAUAAGAGAAAGACCUUUAAGUACUUAAAUAAAUUCCAUGAAGAAACAAAUUAUUAAUUAAUGGUUUAUGGAAGAUUUUCGAAACCAACGCGGUGCCUGUUCAUGAGAACAUUGUAUGUAAUUAUGUGUUUUUAUGAUGUUGAACAUUGUAUGUAAUUAUAAUAUGUUUUUAUUGCAAUAGCAAUGAUUAUCACAGUUUCACAGUGAAAAAACAACUUUAGGAGUAGAAAUUACAAAAUAUUUCGAUUUACAUAUUAUCAAUCAUUAUGAUCUGUUGACCCAACUUUUGUUUGGAUUAUUCAUGCUGUUACAGAAAGUAACAGAAUUUGUAUCUUUUCACCUAUAUAUGAUAAAGUGGACAUUAGCGGACAAUUUUGUUAAAUCAUUUUCUACAUAAUUUUUUACCAUGCUGGAAAUCAUGUUCUAGAACGAUUUCUUUUUUUAAUUCUUGAUGUUGAAUGUAUUAUUAAAUUACUAUUAAAAUAACCUUACUAUGAUUUUGAUGAAUCAUAAAAUAUGCGCUCACUUGCCUAUCAGUAUUAAACGCGCUUCUUAAAUUAGUUCCUACAUCGGUGUAAAUAACUAUUUAAAUGAAAUAAAUGAAACAACGGUUGUA